CCUGAGAAGAGACUAUAAACAGCCAGUGAUCUGGAUGUGAAGCGAUACGACUUGUUAUGAAUGGAUUACUAGCUGCAGCACAAGGAGCAGCACUGCCAGAUAGAACACAGCCAGCAUAGGUGAUCUGAAUGCUUGCAGCCCUAGAUAUUGGGAAUAUUCAAGUACUAUUCCACCAGCAUAUGAAACACCGAAGGGCGAAGCAUAUAAUGCACCUCAUGCACUAAUCUGGGAAGAAAAAGUAUGGAAAAUGGUGAAUUGGGAUUGAUCCACUUCAUCCUAACGUCCAACAGGCAGUCAAUUAAUCAAUUAAUUGAUUUGAUCCAAAUAGGUCACUCUCUCUGGUCUAGAACUGAGCCCUCUUCUAGCCUAUUCUGUUCCAAUAAUCAUCAUACAUUUGCGUCCAUACGUCAUAUAAUUACCUGCUUUAAACUAACAUUUUUAAGUUGAUUUUUCCCUCCACCCUAGCCCUCUACUGCAUAAAUGAUGCUCUUUAUUUUCUGCUGCUUUUCAGUACCACUAGUUUGGUGUUCUGCAUCUGAAUCCUUGGUCUUCUAUUAACUAACUUCCUGAUCUUUCAUGGCGUUUACCAUGUACAGCUAUUAGCUUGCCUUAGUUUUUAAUUGAAAGCCAUCUAUAUUUCUUGUCACACUGUCUCUGACACAACUCUCAGAGGUCUUGUCUUGUUCUGCAUAUCUUUGUUUUCCUGCACUAGUAAAGGCAACUCUCUGGUGACUUUCUUCAUAAAUUUACAUAAAACACAACUGUACUAGCCUUUGCGGACUAUUGCAAAAAUAUAUUCAGCGAGAAAGAACAUGAAGAAAUAUUUAAAUGGAAGAAGCAUGGGAGUUGAAAACGUGUUAAGCAUAUGUUACACAUGUGUUAGUUUAAAUUUUGGCCGAGAACACAUGUUUGGAAUCUGUUGGGAGCUGUAACAUCACAAGUACGACUGCAAAGAAUCUUUAUCCUGAAGCUCCUGCAAUACGCAGAGAAAACUGACAGUGCUAAUAAUUCCCACCUUAGAGAAAUGUGCAAAGGCUAAGGACUUUUGAAAGUGAUCAAGUAAAUAAAACAUGGUGUUCUAGAGAGAACAGAGAAGGAAGGAGGUGUGAAAAGAUACUUGAGAAUAAUGGAGAGAAUAUAAUGAAGGCCAAAAUGUAAUUCCAAGAGAAUAUGGAAAGAAAGACUUGAGUUCACAUACAUAAUAAUUUUUUUUCUCUAUUUACGAGAAAAAAGAGUUUAUUACAUGAAAAGAAAACCGUUUCAGUGAUUAAAAUGUUCUUGUUUUGGUACCUUUUUAGCCAACAAAUCUUACAUCAACCCAACUCUGAAAUAUCUGCCUGCUAAUUAUAAGAAAAAUUAGAGCAAGGAAAUGGAGCUCCUUGGGUUAUAUGUUUGGAGUGUGUGCCUCUUGUGCUGUUGGGCUAGACCUCAGAGAGAUGACCCUAUCCAUCGCCAUAAACAGGAGUUGCGGGUAAGGGAAGACCAUUUGCGCCAGCAAUCCCUCAAAGAACCUUGCAGGUUGGGUAGAAAUACAAGGUCCCAAUAUGAUCCUCAGUAUAGCCAUUUUAAAGCAUAUCCUGCUCAGAAGCAUCAUUCCAAAGCAGAAAAAGGAAAAUUAAGAAGCCACCAACAUGGAUCAAACACAUUUGAGAAUGGACAAGUAAAAAAAGAAAAGGUUUCAGUAAACACAAGUGCAUCACAGAAAACAUUGCAAGGUUACAGGCCCAGUAACCAAAUAGUUUUAAAUGGAAAGGUGUCUAAAAUGGUCAAUGGAAGUUACUCUCAGAACCAAAAGUAUAAGAGGACUAUAAGACAAAUAGCUCAAACUGCAGCAAAGAAAAGAAAUCCACGUCAUACAGCAAUAAAUGUGUCUGAAGAGAUCAUGUCAGAUUACUUGAUGCCUAUAGACCUGUCUCAAGAUCAGUCCAUUCAUGGCUCCAUGUAUUUUCCUGGUGUCCACAGCCAGCUUGUAUUACGUCCAGAUGUUGAGCUACAAAUACCUCGGGAAAAAUUCACGGUAGAGAUGUGGGUGAUGCCUGAAGGAGGGCAAAAUGACCCAGCAGUGAUAGCAAGCAUGUUUGAUAAUUGUUCCCACGUGGUGAGUGACCGUGGCUGGUCUCUUGGGAUACGUCCAGUAGUGCCUGGUUCAAAAAGAGAUGCUCAUUUUUACUUUACAAUCCGUACUGAUCGCUCUCAAAAUGUCACAACCCUGCUGUCUUCAUUUCGGUACAAGCCAAGUGUCUGGACCCACCUAGCUGCUACUUAUGAUGGACAUAUGGUCUCUCUCUAUGUAGAUGGAAUUCUUAUUUCUCGUUCUUAUGGUCAGGUUGGUUCUCUGCACAGUCCUUAUAUUUCAUUAUGCAGAAGCCUCAUGCUUGGAGGGGACAACUCACAAAGUGGUAACUGUUUCCGUGGUCAUAUUUUCUCUCUUCGUCUAUGGUCUGAGCCAAGGACUCAGAAGCAGUUGAGGGAUGCCGCCCAAGGAGAAUCAGAAAUAUUUCCAAAUAACCACUUUCUUACCUUCCCACCAGAAAAUAUGUGGGCUUCCUAUAAAGAAGGGAUAUUUCCAGAAAUUAACAUGGAUCUCACACCAGAAAUAGACAUGAUGUCACCUCCUUUGCUUCCUCCAUGUGGGAGGACCCUUUGUGAUUUGCCUGAUGUGAUUGCUGGAUACAGCCGACCAGGGGUAAACUGGGAAAAAGAGGUGCGUUACCGUGUGGUUAAUUUAUGUGAUGAUGAUGGCUCCAGACCUCUGGUCAGUGCUGAACAGAUCUGUAGGCAGCAUCAGGCAUUGUCUGAUGCAUAUAGCCCUCUGGGUAUCAAAUGGCAACUUAAUGUACAGGAGAUCCAUAACUCUAGUUUGCGGAAUCGAGCAGUGCUGCCAGGGUGUGAGCCUGGGAGGGUGGGUAAUGAACACUGUGACCCUGAAUGUAGACAUCCACUUACUGGUUUUGAUGGGGGUGACUGUGGCCUCUACAGGCCCUGUAACCCUAUAAAGAGGGGUGAUGGGGUAUGCCAUCCUGAGUGCAAUACAGCAAGGGAUGAUUACGAUGAUGGGGAUUGUUGUCCAACUCAAGAAUCUGGGAGGAGUUCAAAGAACUGCUUUGAUCCUGAUGCACAAGGAAGAGCAUACAUGAGUGUAAAAGAACUAAAAGACAUGCUUCAGCUGAACAACACCUUGUACCUGAAUGUCUACUUUGCUAGCUCGGGAGGAGAGGGGUUGGCAGGAUCCGCCACUUGGCCCUGGGACAAGGAAGCCCUUGGCCAUCAGGGUGGAUUAGUUCUUAACCCAUCUUAUUAUGGUAUGUCUGGCCAUGUUAAUACCAUGAUUCAUGAGGUGGGCCAUGCCUUGGGACUCUACCAUGUAUUUAAAGGUGUAAGUGAAAGGGAGUCAUGCGAUGACCCAUGCAGUGAGACAGAACCUUCAAUGGAAACAGGGGAUCUAUGUGAAGACACUGCUCCAACUCCAAAAAACACAUUUUGUAGAGAUCCUGAUCCACAAAAUGACACAUGCGGGCCAACGUUCUACACUGGAACACCAUUUAACAACUACAUGAGCUACACAGAUGAUGACUGUGCUAACAGCUUUACACCAAAUCAAGUAGCAAGGAUGCACUGUUAUCUUGACCUAAAGUAUCAAGAAUGGACUAAGAGUCAGAGGCCGUCACCUGUUCCCUUGCCUCCUGUUGUGAUUAAACAGAGCUUAGAUUCCCUCACCAUUCAUUGGCUACCUCCUCUCAGUGGGAAACUCUAUGAGAGGGAUUCUACAUCAACUUGUGAGUCUUGUUCUUCUGAUGGAUCAUUUUAUCAGUAUGCAUACCAUGCCUCCUCUCCUCGAAUCUGUGAUUCUUCUGGAUAUUGGACCCCAGAAGAAGCUGUUGGCCCUCCAGAUGUAGAUCAGCCCUGUGAACCAAGCCUCCAAGCCUGGAGCCCUGAACUCCAUCUGUAUCAUACCAAUAUGACUGUCCCGUGCCCCCAGCCCAAUGGGUGCAUGCUGGAACUUCACUUCCAGCAUCCCGUCCUGCCACAGUCCAUUACAAUAUGGAUAACAUACUUAUCGCCCAACGUAGUGAGGUCUGUGUCAGACCUUGAAGUGUUGCUUGAACAUGGAGAGACAAUUGACCUGGGAAUGAUGGAGGCUUUCUGUGAUAUGCCAUUAACUGUUAGGCUGACGCCAGAUCAGAAAGUUACUGGAGUGCGUAUUUACACAUUUGAUGAGCGUAUGGAAAUAGAUGCCGCUCUCCUUAUAUCUACUCCUCAUAACCCUUUGUGCUCAGUCUGCACACCUAUAAGAUACAAGGUGCUCCGAGACCCUCCUUUUCAAAGAGACCACCAUGGAAUAUGGACUCAGAACCAAAAUUCAUUUACUGACAUAGAAGUUAUUCCUGGUCAGCGAUACCAGUAUCAGGUGCAGGUGGCUGCAGGGACUUUGGUUGGGGAACCAUCACCUCCUUUAACUCACCUACAUGGAGCCCCCUUUUGUGGCGAUGGGGUAAUUAAUACGGAGCAGGGGGAGGAGUGUGAUGACAGAGGGCUGAAUGAUGGAGAUGGCUGCUCCCACAAGUGCCAGCAGGAACCUAACUACUCCUGCAGGGGGGAGCCCAGUUUAUGCUAUAUACAGUUUGAAGACAGUGCAAAUAUCCUUUAUGACAACCUUCUCAUAUCACGUAGCUCUGGGUGGCCAGCGAUUCAAGAAUAUGUGGAUCAGUGGGCUUCCCAAGCUACCACUUCUCACCAAGAUCCCCACAAGUGUCCAGUUUCUGCAAUCACUCGGGAGCCUGUUCUCAAGACCUGUCACGCUCGGAACUUUGAGCCUCUGUUUUGGACUCACUCAGCAUGGUUCCCAUGUACUGCAGCAAACAAUAUGUCGCUAGAACAACAUGUAUGGUUAAAGGUGAAUUUUGAUAAUCCAAGAAGUGCACAUUCAUUCCAUGUAUACCUGGCUGCUGAUGGCUCCCUUCCAGAGGGCACUCAAAGGCCCACAGUAACAGCUCAUAUUACUGAUAUAAUGGGACAGAACCAAUCGCUUGGAACCUUUGAGCUUUCUUGUAAGAGAAACCCUCUGAUUUUGAGUGGAUCACAUAGCGGCAACAGCCCACUAUAUAGUGCUGUAUCACUUACACUGAACUUUUCCUCACCAUUGGCUGGAAUAUAUGGUGUAAUGAUGAGAUCACUCGCUGACCUCCAUCAUCCAGAGAUGUGGAUGGACCAAGCACAGGACGGAGUGGGCAGCAGCUCCUGUACACCUUUAAAUAUUGCACAUGGCUCCACCCACUGCUCUUUAGAGGAAAAUGAGCAACUCCACUGCUCAGUAAUAUGCAAUGAGGGACAUGUAGUCCAUGCUGUCAGCAAAGGGAGAAACAGCGUGAUGCAGGCAGCUGUGUUAGGCUGCUUUGCAGGACACUGGAAUAUGUCGGUAACAUGCAUACCCCAGGACUGUGGCCCACCGGCUCCUUCACUUGUAUUUAAUGCAACCUUCUCUUGUCCAGAGGGAACAACGCUUGGGAAACACUGCUUCUUCCAUUGCCUCCCUCCUGCAAAAUUUCAAGGCAUAAGCCACUGGGUGACCUGCAUGUGGGAUGGACUCUGGUCUCUCCCUAAUGGCUACUGCAAGCUUGAAUGUGAAGCCCCAGAAGUGAUUCCCCAUUCCAGAUUGCUCACUUCCCGUUGCCUACAUGGUAACCAUGAUGUGGGAUCUGUGUGUCGAUACAGGUGUAAACCAGGCUAUCACGUUGCAGAACACACUGAACGCAGAACCAGAAGGAAAUUCCUGAAAAUUCAUUGUCUGCAGACUGGGCUGUGGGCUGAGGGCCGAUGCAUUCCUGUGAUGUGCGACCCUUUGCCACCCAUUCUCCAAGGGUUGUACAACUGUUCAAAAGGACUGGAAGUGGACAGCAAAUGUACUUUGUACUGUGGAUCGCACACGGUGUCUACAGUCUGCAGUAAAGAUGGGUCCUGGACAGAAAAACUAAGCUUAUGUGAAGGUCUACAAGGAACAUGUAUUCCACCUCCAGAAAUGAACCACAUUCAAUACACCUGUGACAAUGGACAUAGUAUUGGGUCUGUCUGCACAGCCUCAUGUAUUUACCCCCUUAGUGAUGCAGUUGUUUUGCCAGAGAAUAUUACUGCAGAUACUAUGGAACACUGGAUGAUUCCAGCCAAAGUGCAGGGUAUCAUGUGCACAGGUAUCCUAAAGUGGCACCCAGAACCCUUUGCCCUUCACUGUAUUCCUUCAUGUGAGCCUUUUCUAGCAGAUGGCUGGUGUGACACCAUUAAUAACCGUGCAUAUUGUCAGUAUGAUGGAGGAGAUUGCUGUGCCUCUACUCUGUCCUCUCACAAGGUGAUACCUUUUGCUGCUGAUUGUGAAGAAGAUGAAUGCACCUGCCGUGACCCUGAUGCAGAGGAGAACAGAAUUCACCGCCCAGAGGCACACUGACACCGUGUUGCAGUGGCAUAAAGUAGCCCACAUAAAGCUGCUACAGGGGACAAUACCUGCUGAUAAUAGCUGAUAAUUGAUAACCUCAUGAGUGCCUCCUGGAUUGGGUGCACCAUUUUUAUAUGGAUGACCCUGAAACGAAACUGUGACACCAAAGAUAGAGAUGGAACCCAACUUCAGUUAUAAGAAAAAUGAGAUAAUAAAUCAAUGUGAGCACCUUUUGGGAAAACACAUUAGUACCAAGAAGCGUUAUGUGCCACUGACAUUUAUUGUACAACAUACCAAAAGAAGGACAUUCCAAAGCCUUUUAUGGUUUUACAAUGUGUAGGGCUCCAAGCUCAGCCUAUCUCAUAUACAUAAUCUAAAGAUUAAGAAGAGGCCAAUCAUAUUUUACUGUAUGUCACUGUGCCCUGUCACCUGCAUGAACACAGUCUGUCGUGAGUAUAUUAGAUUUAUGUUGGAUUAGUACCUUUUAUUUAACCCUUUAGUAUGAGGCAUUUUCUAAGAUUAUAAUAUAAUUACUGAAUACCAGGGAGUUACUGUUAUUUUUCUCAUUGUCGCAUAGUAUAAAUAUAAAUCUGGUGGUUCUGUGUAUGUGUACUUUUUAUUAAAAUAUUCUUGUGCUA
Xenopus tropicalis (tropical clawed frog) is the source of this 7062-nucleotide messenger RNA. It is a transcript of the gene pappa2, whose product is annotated as pappalysin 2. The coding region runs from base 1370 to 6436 and encodes 1688 amino acids. The record is from RefSeq and is a predicted model, not a curated record. Lineage: Eukaryota; Metazoa; Chordata; Amphibia; Anura; Pipidae. Gene Ontology annotation, molecular function: peptidase activity; metallopeptidase activity. The transcript is spliced from 23 exons.